UGAAGAAACAAAAACUGUGGGAGUUUGAUCAUGAUGAUGAGGAUAUUUUGAAACUAACCUUUCACAUUCAUGCCAUGUCUUCUAGAAGAGCAUUCUUGAAGCCAUGGAGAUUCUCUUCCUUAAACCAUUGGUGUUGGUCACCUGCUUCGUUGGACUCUUCUCCUAUCACCAUCCAGCCACCUCUUCAAGUGGGAAAAAAUCCAGCUCCAAAAAAACAAAUUUCAUAAUAAUUUUAGCCGAUGAUCUUGGAUGGGGAGACCUUGGUGCCAACUGGGGCAAACGAAAUGACACUCCCAACUUAAAUAAGAUGGCAAUGGAAGGAAUGAGAUUUGUAGAUUUCCAUUCUGCUGCAUCCACCUGCUCCCCCUCUCGUGCCUCUCUGCUUACAGGACGUCUUGGCCUGCGCAAUGGAGUGACCCACAAUUUUGCUGUGACAUCAGUGGGUGGCCUCCCAUUGAACGAGACAACAUUAGCUGAAGUUCUGAAGGAAGCCGGCUACCUCACUGCUGUGAUAGGUAAAUGGCACUUAGGACACAGUGGUCUUCAUCAUCCGAAUUUUUGUGGAUUUGAUUAUUACUUUGGGAUACCCUACAGCCAUGAUAUGGGCUGCACUGACACACCUGGCUAUAACUUGCCUCCCUGCCCAGCUUGCCCCCAGCACCCUACCACCACCAGCAACCACCUGAGAGAAUGUUACCAUGAAGUGGCACUUCCGCUUUUUGAAAACCUUACUAUCAUCCAGCAGCCUGUGAACCUAACUAGCCUGGCUACAAAGUAUGCAGAGAGAGCAAUUCAGUUUAUCAACUAUGCAAGCCAGAAUGGCCGCCCAUUCUUCCUGUACUUGGCCCUGGCCCAUAUGCACGUACCUUUGGUAAUGACAGAGCCAUCAUGCAAUCUGUCUUGUCAAGAUCCAUAUGGAGCAAACCUGAGGGAGAUGGAUGCCCUGGUGGGACAAAUAAAGGCCAAAAUCGAUAGCACUAUGAGGGAAAACACACUCCUCUGGUUCACAGGAGAUAAUGGGCCGUGGUCUGAGAAGUGCGAGUUUGCAGGAAGUGUUGGUCCAUACACUGGGAUGUGGCAAAAAAAAAGAGAUGGCAGCUCAGCCAAGCAAACAACUUGGGAAGGGGGACACCGCGUUCCCACAAUAGCCUAUUGGGCAGGGAAGAUCCCAGCAAAUGUGACGAGUCAUAUGAUGUUGAGCACUUUAGAUAUAUUCCCUACUGUGGUGUCUCUUGCAAAUGCAAGCCUCCCUCCACACAGACGGUUUGAUGGUAUGGAUAUAUCUGAGGUCCUCUUUGGGCAGUCGAACAAAGGACACGAGACAUUAUUUCAUCCCAACAGUGGAGCAGCUGGAAAAUAUGGAAACCUACAGGCUCUUCGACUGAAUCAGUACAAGGCAUUUUAUGUCACAGGUGGGGCAAAGGCCUGUGAUGGCAGCAUUGGACAGGAAGAACAUCACUAUCCACCUCUCAUUUUUAACCUACAACAUGAUAUUCAGGAACAGGAACCCUUGGACAGCAAGUCAGCUGAAUACCAUACAGUCUUGCCCAUGAUAAACCAGGGUUUGCUGGGUAUUCUUCAAGAUAUUGUGACAGACAACGUCUCUAUAGCAGAUUACUCUCACGACCCAGCAGUGAUACCAUGCUGCAACCCACAGGACUUGGUCUGCCGUUGUCCAUCAAUUUAA
This is a messenger RNA of Euleptes europaea (tarantolino), 1687 nucleotides long. It is a transcript of the gene ARSG, whose product is annotated as arylsulfatase G. The transcript is spliced from 11 exons. NCBI's taxonomy places the organism in Eukaryota, Metazoa, Chordata, Lepidosauria, Squamata, Sphaerodactylidae. The coding region runs from base 104 to 1687 and encodes 527 amino acids. Gene Ontology annotation, molecular function: arylsulfatase activity. The record is from RefSeq and is a predicted model, not a curated record.